ACUUUAGGCAGUUUUCUUCCUCAGUGACACCAGCAUUUAUCAGUUAAAGUUGUGCAAGCCAAACUUUGCCAAUUUGGAAUAGCUAAGUGGCCGCAGGAGGCCAGUGAGUGAAAGUCCAGGAGAGUUGACCCUUUGUCUGCCUUUUUGAGCCUGAAUCAAAGCCCUUUCAUGGCGAUGUAAUACCUGGUAUAUCUGACAUCUCAAUACUGUGAGUUCUGGCCCAUAAAGAGAUCCCCUUACAGGAUCCUUGUGAAACCACUUGUACCUGGAUGUGCAGCUCUUCAUCUUUUUGCGUGGAAGUUUGUGGAGGUGCCCAGGUGGCUUCUUUCCUGCUGUAAUGCUCUGAGUAGCUUCCCAAGAACUUUUAAGUUUACUUAAUAAAAAAAACAAAACCAAAAACCAAAAAAAAAAGUGACUUUAUGGGGGCCUGUGUCACAUGAACUGGAAGCUGUUCUGUAAAGGAGGUUGUGUUGGUCUAAGAUUGGUGAAGUACUUCCUUCUCCCUUUUUGAUGAGGGGAACACCUUACCGUGAAACCAUGGGGCAGAAGAUGGGGAAUUCUAGUUUCAUCUUUGAUUUUUUUUUUCCGCCAGAUGUGAGAUCCAAGUUCUAUUGGAAAUAAUCUAGAGUCAGGAGAGGGCAAUGGCAUCAGGGUGGAAUCUGACAUGAACUGAGCACUGGCAGUGAGUCCUGUAUUGUGCUCUGCUCAGCAGUGGGUGCAAAUAUAGGACUGCACACGUUUGAGGCCUCCUAGUUGGGGAUUUAUAUCUAAUGUGUCAAUGAGAAAUUUUAAAAUACAAUGAGGGCAUAUACAAUAAGAACUAUAGGAAUUGAGGGGGCCAUGAGAGUAUCAAAAAGGGGUGUGGUCUACCAUGGGGUACUGAUAUGAAGAAAAGGGGGUGUCUCCUCAAAUGAUCAUUUCCAUAAAGGUCCAGCAUUUUGUCAGUAGGACUCACUAUCCUUCACACCUGUAGAAACUGAGGCAGAAUAGAGGAGUAGGCAGAUCUAGCAGUCUGUAAUAGCUGUAAAGCCAAGUUUACCUUGCUGACAUUUCAGCGCUCUACAAGCUAAGCAAAAGAAUUGAAGGGAGAAGACCAUGUAUCCUGCAGCCACGAUAGAUGCUAAUUGUGUUAAAUUUACUGUUAGGAACUCAGUGAGUCUUUACAUCAGUGUUUUAAAAAUGCGUGUGUGUGUAAUUUCCCAACUUACAGUAACAUUAAAGAAGUUGGUAAGCAUUUAAAGGAUAUGUUCCUGCUCAGUGUCCUUAUGUUCCUCUUCCUGCUGUAGGCACUGACAGGCCGCUCAUGUAGGGGUGACCUCUCUGGAGGUCAUUCUCCCUUGAGGGUGUCACUGCCAUACAGCGCUAAGAUCCGUGAUGGCCCAGAUUUACCAGGACAAAAAAAUACACAUUAUCUAUAUAGUUCACUCAAAAAGAGAAGUCUGUUUACAUUUAAUUUUGCCAUAGAAAUAGUUAAGAUAGUUUGUGGGCCUUAGAGAAAUAUGUCCUAUCUUGGAAAAUUUUAUGCUACCUUAUUCCUUAACUCUCCUAGAUAAAUGAAGUGUCAAUAUGAAAAGAUAGCUGUCAAAAAAGACAAUUUGGUAAGAGUUGCUGGAAUGGGGUCUCUCCUCUGCCACUUACCAAAUAACUUAGGGUAAGUGUUGAGCUGCUUGUUAUUUGGUCUGUAAAGUGGGGAUACUCACUGCCUGGAGGGUGCUUGUGAGGCAUAACUAAGAGCAAGUGAGAAGUGCCUGCCAGCACAGAAAUACUCCAUGAUACUUCCGUUACUACUGCAAAGUCCAAGUUUCACGAAAACGAAAUGUUUGAUUUUGGUGUGUUUACAAAAAAAGUGAUCCUUUGACCAAAGCCAUUUGAGACAAUUUUCCCCUAGUUGAGUUCCUGAGUUUUGUUUUUUUCCCUGCCUUUCCACUUCCUGAUGGUUCCUGCCCUUUGGUCAGUGUGGCUCAAGUGCUUCUCACAGAAAUGACCCUUAUCUCUAGCUCAUGGCACUGGGCUCGUCAGCUUUCUCCCAGGGACUGGGAUCUGCGCGGUGUGGGCACUGUUACCUCAGUCCUCACAACAGCCCUGUGAGGUAUGGUCGUUAGGAAAACACAGAGGACGAAGGUAAUAAGGAGAAAGGCUCACAGAAACCAAAGAAUCAGUUAUGCCCUUCUCAUUUUUCCUGAGUUUUCAAUCCCCAGUGAUCCUGAUGAUUCCAAAGUUCCUAAGGUCAGGUUUCCCCAAAGGGUUUGGUCAGUGGAAUAAGGCAGGUCACCUCACUACUCCCUCCUGGCAAGAGCUCUGUGGGAGUUCUCCAUCUUCCCUGCCAUGGUCGCUCCCCUCCCAGGAGCCAGGUAUCACCACUCGAGCUUCAGAGUAGGGAAGAGGGGAGGUGAAGUGCUGUGCACGGGUUGCACAGGAAGGAAAUCUCUUCAGAGAGCCCAGAGUUGGCAGAGGAAAUGAGCCCCGCACUGGGAAGCAAGGGCACUGCCUUUGAGUUCCUUUUUUUUUUUAUAAUAAUUUUUUUAUUAUGUUAGUCACCAUACAUUACAUCCCUAGUUUUUGAUGUAAAGUUCCAUGAUUCAUUACUUGCGUAUAUCACCCAGUGCACCAUGUAAUACGUGCCCUCCUUAAUACCUACCACCAGCCUAUCCCAUUCCCCCACCCCCCUCCCCUCCGUUUUCUGGCAGUAUGUGGCUGAGUUAGCGAGCCAGCCUGGGCAACCCACUUCCUCAGAGGGAAAUGCUUGGUUUCUUUAUCUGGGAAGGGAGGUGGUUGAAAUAGGUGAUCUGAAGUCCCUUCUGGUAAUGCAUAUGACUCUUAGCACCCAGUGUCAGUUCUACCCACAAGACAUGUUGUUGGUCCUGGCACCACUUGGAAGCAGAUCGGAAUGAAUCUUCUAGCAUCUUGUUAAAAAGCCUUUUUGAGGGUAGUGAUUUUGGGGCUUCCUGUUUUGUGGGUAGAACUCUGGGAUGUUUCCAUUUAUCUCAAGGGGUUUCAUUUAAUUCCUGAAAAAAUUUUAGAAUGAAAUUUGUUUUUGUUUAAUUUCGUUUUAGUUUGCUGAAAUAUAAACCUAGUUCACUUUCUUUGUCAGGUCUGAUGCCUCAGUGAUGAGUGCUGGUUUCUGUCUGGUCCGAUACUAACCAGCAUGUAAUCCUAGCUCAUUCUAUUCAGUCUUUCCUCAAGGGAGAGAAUUAAGAUUCUAAAUUUGUUUGUGAAAUAUUUUUACUAUUAAACCCUGAGUAUGUUCCCACAGCCUGUAGGAGGUUAUUAGCCUCUGCUGAGAUCUACCAUUCUGAUAAUCAUUUUCCCAGCAGGUACUUUUGGUGGCAAACUAAGCCUUCCUACCUUUAAGUACCAACAUUUAACCUUGGCAUAGAAAGGUUGGCUCAUGCCAUCUUACAUAUGUGUGCUGCUAUUCUAUUAAUUUAAGUGGAUGGAGUCCUGAGUGAGAGGUAUAAUAAAGUGGAUAAAAUCUCCAAAAACAUAGCCUAAAGUUGGAGAUGAACCAUGUGCAUAGUUCUACUUUUUAAAAAUGUUACUAUGACUAAUAAAACAUAAUGGACAAAAUAUGAACAUUAUUAAAGUUAUAGACGUGUUUCACUAAAUUACUGAUUUAUAUCCCCACACAUAUGUAUGAGGGAUGCCCUUUGUCCAACAUCCUUGCUGACAUUAGAUAUGUUGCUUACCCCCACCCACACCUUUUUUAAAUUGCCAAAUUUACUCUGGUUAGGAUUUGGUUAAUUUUUAAGAUCUCAAACUAUGUACUUCCCAUAUAAUACCUUCCGUAGUACUUGCAAUUCAGACUUAACGGAAUUGCUUUAAAAAUUCUAUCAUUACAAACAGCAAGUGCAGAGAAGGCAACUUCCCACCGCUAGCUAUAUAAUCUUCGAGAACUGGAGAUGAAAAGUCAGUAGAGCAAGACAUUGUAAGAGCUGUCACUGAAACCAUCUGGCCUGCUCUUGUUUCCAUUUAUCUUGUUGGCACCCAGAUAAAUGUGUGUAAACCAAUGUGCAAAGGCUAAAAAGGGUUAAGAAUAAAACAAGUAAAAGGCUGGUUAUAUUUCUCCUCAUCUUCAGAGAACAGGCAGAGUCACUCAGGUGUCCUGACUCUAGUCCAGACAUUACUUAGAAGAUGCUGCUCAUUCUUCAGGGCUGAUCCUUUGACUUGGUUCUCCUUUCCACCGUGUCCUGGGCAUCUGUGUUGUAAACUUUUCUCCAGCCUGCAUCUGCACUACCUCUCUGUUCUUGGGGUCAGAAGCCCUGUUUUGGAUUGCAAACUCUGUUAUUUGAAAACUGCAUGGCUUUGGACAGUUGCCAUGCACUUUUUAGGUCUCAAUUUCUUAACUUGCGAAACGGAGAGAUUUAUCAUCUUUUCCUCGUGCAAUUGUGAGAGGCAAAUAAAAUCAAGUCUAUGAAAAUGCUUUGUGAGCUGUAGGGCUUUCCCUACCAUGUAAAGCUAUUAAUAUUAGAAUCACUUUCCUUCCUUGACAGCACUUUGUUAAAGAGAAAAAUGGCCCUGGAAGAGUUGGAGAGAAGAGCCCAUUUAUUUGAAGAUGGAUACUAGAGGGAGUUAAGAGGCCUCUGUCCAAGCCUGGCUCCUCCCCCAGAGGUAGUCUUUGGGAAAGCCAUCCAACCUCCAUCAUCAGCUGAGGGGGUUGAACCAGAUUACCCCCAAAGACCUGUGCAGCUCCAGACAUCUGUGAUGGAGGCCAACAGCAAAAGUAAAGAGCACAGGCAUAUACAGGGUGACACACACACAGGAAGAAUUUACUACGCAAAGCAGGCAACCAGAGCAAAAUGACAAUGACUGUCCUGCGCAACACGGCCAUGGUCAAGUCCCUGCUGCUGGUGGUGCUGGGGCUCACCCUCCUGAGGGAGGUGGCAGCUCGGAAAAACCCAAAAGCAGGGGAUGCUGCCCUGUGCCCUCCUCUGGAGGAUAAUAGUGUGAGGGUUGACAUCCGUAUCCUCAGGCAAAACCAGGGUAUUCCCAUCUCAAAUGAUUUCCAGAACCGCUCCAGCUCCCCCUGGGAUUACAACAUCACCCGGGACCCCCACCGGUUCCCCUCGGAGAUUGCGGAGGCCCAGUGCAGGUACUCGGGCUGCAUCAAUGCUGAGGGGCAGGAAGACAGCUCCAUGAAUUCGGUACCCAUCCAGCAGGAGUUCCUGGUCCUGCGGAGGGAACCCCAGGGCUGCUCUCGCUCCUUCCGGCUGGAGAAAGUGCUGGUGACAGUGGGCUGCACCUGUGUCACUCCUAUUGUCCGCUAUGUGCACGCCUGAACGUCAGCUUGGCUGAAGAAACCCCGAAAUGCCACUCCUUCCCCAGCGCUCUGCAGCAAGUCCUCUGUGGUCCCACUUCUCUCCACUUCAUCGGCCUCUUGAUAAGACCUGUCCGGAAUUCUCAAAGCUCUGUAUUAGAUAUAGUGUCAACUUUCUGGUGCUUCCGAAUCAUAACCUAGUCCUGAGCUGUUCCACUGCCCCUAACCCCUUGAAAAUGGAUGGAUGCGAAGGAAGGCAUGGCUGGCCCGCUUGUUUGUGUGCAGUGACGACCACUUUCUAGCCCUGCCGUCACUGUGAUUCGGUGCCAUUCCCGGGGAAUUCUGUUGGUAGAUUCUCUUCCAUGUGGAUGAAAAUGUAGAAAAUGUAACCACAAUAUGAGCGUGUGGGAGGUGCUGGGCAGGGUGGGGUGGGGUGGCAAGGAUGGGGAUAAGAAUCUAGUACACAUGUUUAUUAAGAUUUGCUAAAUAGAGACGUUGGCCUGAUGCUCCUAUUUGUAAGGAAACUGUCCAUCUAUUUAUGAUG
Molecule: messenger RNA, 5798 nt
Organism: Ailuropoda melanoleuca (giant panda)
Lineage: Eukaryota; Metazoa; Chordata; Mammalia; Carnivora; Ursidae
Gene: IL17F
Product: interleukin 17F
Exons: 4
Coding region: 4797-5276 (159 amino acids)
Biological process (GO): inflammatory response
Cellular component (GO): extracellular region
Molecular function (GO): cytokine activity
Source: RefSeq, a predicted model, not a curated record